AAAACCCCGUUGACCCUUGGAGAAGACACUACGACGAGUAGAUACGUUUUUCGUGGCCCAUGGUCGCUUCUCGACAGCGGCGCAGGCAGCAGAAUGAACAGCUAUCAAGCCUGAAAAGUUCAAUUUUGAGAGAAAGUCUGAUUGAAAAGGCAGAAGGGAAAAGCGUUAGACGACCGGUUUGUAUACUGUAUGCGACGGCAAGCAUCCUUGCGAAGGCGGUAUUCUUGGUCAUAAUCUGGCCAUAUAUUGAUGUGUACGUGUAUAAUGACGGCCUAUACAAGAAACAGUGGGAUGCUACCGCUUUAUCCCCCUGUCCUUCCACCGUCCCGUGGUGCUCUAGGAACAGUCAGAGCUGUCUCUCCAAGAAGAACAAUGUCAUGAGCAUUCUUCAAAUUCCUUUUUGCAGCUGACUUUCAAACUACGUACUUUUAGUCUUCAGCUCCAGGUUUGUGUAGUAUGUUUGUUUAUAAUAUCUGUGCUCUAUGUCUCUGUCUAGUACCGGACAGUGUGUUCAUCGACACACAUCGAUAUUGCACAGUAUGUGGUACUUCAUUCUUUCGUCGACAAACAUCCACACUGAGUUCAAGGAGUGUAGGUUUGCUGCUGAACUUCAUGUUCAGCGUCUUCUGAACUAAUAGUCACAGAAUGUAUAUUGCAAGUUGUUCUGUUAUACCCAAUGUUUCACUUUACACUUUGUAUCAUGGCCGACAUGGGCCCACGUCAUGGUUUCUGUAGCUAUCCAUGUCAAUGACUAUUUUGAAAUCACUA
Messenger RNA from Geodia barretti, 768 nucleotides. The record is from the annotation of a GenBank genome assembly. Lineage: Eukaryota; Metazoa; Porifera; Demospongiae; Tetractinellida; Geodiidae.